UCCUCGAAAGUGGAUGGGUUGGGAGGUCGGGUAGCUUCUGAAUCAAUUGAUUUACUUUGAAAAUGACAGAAGAAAGGGCUGUGACAGUUUUCAGAGAUUACCUGCGAAUAAAGACAGUGCAUCCAACACCGGCUUAUGAUGAAGUAGUUGAGUUUCUAAAGAAUUUAGCAAAAGAUGUUGGUAUUCAAUGCAGAGUACUUGAGGUACAUCCAGGUAGAGAAGUUGUUAUAAUGACAAUCCCAGGAUUGGACCCAUCUCUGCCAUCCAUUAUGCUUAACUCCCACACUGAUGUGGUACCAGUGUUUGAGAAUGAAUGGAAGUGCAAUCCUUUUGAGGCUAAGAAGAUGGAGAAUGGAGAUAUUUAUGCUAGAGGAACUCAGGACAUGAAAAGUGUUGGCAUACAAUAUGUAGAAGCCAUAAGAAAACUAAAGAAGGAGAAUAAGCUGAAUUUCCUCAGGACAAUUCAUAUAACUUGGACACCAGAUGAGGAAAUUGGAGGGAAACUGGGUAUGGGAAAAUUUGUUAAACACGAAGAAUUUAAGAAACUGAAUGUUGGUUUUGGUCUAGAUGAAGGACUAGCCAAUCCUACUGAUGCUUUCACUGUCUUCUACGGAGAAAGAACCCCCUGGUGGGUUCGUGUCAAAUGUCCAGGGAGGCCGGGUCAUGGGUCAAGAUUCAUAGAGGACAAUGCUGCAGAAAAAGUGAGAAGAGUAAUAAAUAGUUUCCUGUCAUAUAGAGAUCAACAGGAGAAAAAAUUAAAAACACAUGGUUGUUUAAAACUAGGAGAUGUCACUACAGUGAACCUUACUAACCUGAAGGGAGGAUUUGAAGGGUCUCUUAAUGUUGUUCCAACAGAAAUGUUUUUAGGUUUUGACAUCAGAAUUCCGCCCACAGAGAAGUUGGAGGACUUUGAAGCCAUGAUGAAGAACUGGCUGAAGGAAGCAGGGGAGGAUGUGUCUUAUGAGUUUGUACAGUACAACCCCAUGCAGGGCGUGACAGCUACAGACAAGAACUGUCCUUGGUGGAGCACCUUCAGCUCUGUGUUUGACAAACUAAAAAUAAAGAUAGAGACUGAGAUAUUCCCAGCUGCUACAGAUAUCAGAUAUAUCAGAGAGCUUGGAAUUCCAGCUCUAGGUUUUUCUCCAAUGAAUAACACCCCAAUAUUGCUGCAUGACCACAAUGAGUUUGUAAACGAGAAAGUUUUCUUACGUGGAAUAGACAUCUAUUGUGAGCUAAUUCCAGCCUUGGCCAAUAUACCAAAGUAGUCAUGAUGUCAUAAUAAUUUGAUAGAGGCAGCUGAAAAAUGGUGUGAAAAUCAUAUGAUUAUGAACAUUACCAGAGAAAAUGAUUUCUCUACACAAUUGAAUGUGAUAUUAUAUUCUUGACAAAUAUAUUAAUUAAAUGUUUUUGCUCUCUUAUAUCAUGAUCAUGUUGAUGUAUCAAAAUAUUUAUUCAGUGAAUUUUCUGUGAUCAAUUUUUACUAAAAAAAACACUGAUUUUUUUU
Molecule: messenger RNA, 1504 nt
Organism: Saccostrea cuccullata (small rock oyster)
Lineage: Eukaryota; Metazoa; Mollusca; Bivalvia; Ostreida; Ostreidae
Product: aminoacylase-1-like
Exons: 17
Coding region: 63-1265 (400 amino acids)
Biological process (GO): amino acid metabolic process
Cellular component (GO): cytoplasm
Molecular function (GO): aminoacylase activity
Source: RefSeq, a predicted model, not a curated record